CCACUAAUCAUGAGACAAAGCGUCCAGUCUGCACUGCCCACAAACAGCCUCUAACGGGGAGAGCCAUAAUAAAAAACUGAUGAUUUUAUCUGGAGAAGCGCCGGAAGCAGCAGGUUGGUGGAGGACAACAGAGAGGGGAGCACGGACAACGAGCAGAUGAUCCCCCUUUUGGCUUUAUUUACGCUUAUCUCAGGACAAAAAUGGCUUUGACCCAAGAGUCUAUUUUAUCUUUUCUCCUGGAGCACGGAGGCAAAGUGAAGAACUCGGAGCUGCUGAACCAUUUCAGGAGUCAAAUCAGCUGCGGUGAUCCCGCGGAAAAACAGCACAAUAGGGACCUUUUCAAGAAGUACGUGAACAGCGUCGCUGUGGUCAAACAGAUCGACGAGGUAAAGUUUGUGGUGGUGAAGAAAAGGUACCAGGACUUUAUUAAUAAAGAGGCUGCGCACGAUGCAUCGCAGAAAACACACAUGGAGGAGAGUUUUUCAAGUCAAAACACGAGCUUUUCGUACACAUCUCCUCCACAUCGAGCCGAGUCAGCCCGGGUGAUAUACUCUGACAUUGAGAACAAUAAUAUGUGCUAUCCCUCAAACAUAAAUGACACGCAUUGUUGUGGUGAUGCCAAGCGUGCGUCUGCGGGGAGUGUGCGGGACAGGAGGCCGUUAUCGAGGAGUAGCAGUGCGGACACGACCACUGUCAAAGUCCUGAAUAUCUCCGGAGAUCAGCCGAGCAGAGCGAGGAAAUCUGGGGCUGUGUUCGCUGUCAUAGCGGUGAAGUCCCCACCGAAAGACUCUGCACCAGUACCGCAGGGUGGGUUACAUUCCCAAGUGCAUCAGAAUAAAACCACAGUCUCGUUGGUGAGCAAAGUUUCGACACCAUCAGUGCCAACUCUGAACUUUACAGCCUGCAAGAAGGGUGCACCAAGUGACUCCCAGUGUUGGAAAAACAGACAUGCAGAGGACAUGCAGCCCCCGAGCUUCCCCCAGGUGAGGCCCCAGAUCAAGACCACAAGAUCAGGAGAGGAUGCAAAGUACUCAGAGUCAGUGCCUCUGGAGCCAUUAGCCCAUGAGUGGUUGGUAAAGUGUGCUGCUGGACUGUGGGGACAAAUCUAUGGUCUGCUGCUGCAGGACACACGUUUAGCACAGAAGAAAGACUUCAUGUCAGGGUUCACAGCGCUGCACUGGGCUGCCAAGGAAGGCAACAGCGAGAUGAUACACAAGCUCAUGGAUGUCUCCAGGAGAAGAGGCACCUGUGUUAACGUCAACACCAAAGCGCACGGAGGGUACACACCUUUACACAUCGCAGCCAUACACGGCCACACUGAAGUGAUUGCGUUGCUGGUGCAGAGUUAUGGAGCCAGUGUAAAUGAAAGAGACAACGAUGGCAAGAAGGCCUUUCACUACCUGGGCAAAGGUGUGCCAGCUGAGGUCAGAGCACUUUUGGGAGGACAGGAGCAGAACAGGGAGAAAACAGAAGAUGGGGAAUACAGAGAACACCCGAGAGGCUUCAACACCAUUAGUAAACUGUUUCAGCCUCACAUGGGGAAGAAACAAAAAACUAAGUUUGCGCAUGAUUGGUGAGAACCUCUUAUCACAUCACCGAUUCUCUUUUAGAUCACUUAAAGUCUAUAAGUGAAUUAUAUAUGUAGUCUUACUUAUUGCAGGCUUUAGCUCUUGUAUGGUGUAUCACUGUUGGAUGUACUAUUUAUGAAUGCUAUUUAUACUUUAAUCAUGUUUUUUAAUACAACUUUGUGUAUCAACAAUGUGUUUAUUUUCCCUACUAACGGCACAAUCAGUGAUACUCACACAUAUUUUCAUUACCUAAUGUGUAAUAAAUCUUGAGAAGUCA
Messenger RNA from Dicentrarchus labrax (European seabass), 1845 nucleotides. RefSeq names its product sosondowah ankyrin repeat domain family member Ab (gene sowahab). NCBI's taxonomy places the organism in Eukaryota, Metazoa, Chordata, Actinopteri, Moronidae. Bases 201 to 1577 code for a protein of 458 amino acids. The record is from RefSeq and is a predicted model, not a curated record. The transcript has a single exon. Gene Ontology annotation, molecular function: protein binding.